Messenger RNA from Tetrahymena thermophila SB210, 1771 nucleotides. RefSeq lists its product as hypothetical. The record is from RefSeq and is a predicted model, not a curated record. Gene Ontology annotation, biological process: nucleocytoplasmic transport; activation of GTPase activity. Gene Ontology annotation, molecular function: small GTPase binding; GTPase activator activity. Gene Ontology annotation, cellular component: nucleus; cytosol; perinuclear region of cytoplasm. The transcript is spliced from 13 exons. Lineage: Eukaryota; Ciliophora; Oligohymenophorea; Hymenostomatida; Tetrahymenidae.
UUGUUUAAGAAAAGUUUACGAAAAUAAAUAAGUUUUAUUAAAAAAAAGUCCAUUAAAAUUUAUGAAAAGCCUAUCUAUGGAAGAGAUAAUUCUACUUAAUAACUGUGAUUCGAUUAGUCAUUUUGAAGCAAAUUCUGAUUACAGUUUUGAUGGCAACGAGACAGCUUAAUAAAUAACUCUUUGCAUUUAAAAAUGUGUAAACAUUAAGAGCAUAAAAUUAAAUUUAAGCUUAACUAAUAUAGAUAUUGAGAACUAUAGCUAACUCGGAUAAAGGAUAUCAUAACUAAAUUUCCUCAACGCUUUAGAAAUUUAUCUAUAUGGAAACAAAAUUGGAGUGGAAAAAAUGAAAUCGUUGUUGUAAUAUAUUUCGAAGUGCCAAAACCUAUAAAACUUAAAUCUAUAGCUAAGCCAAAACGACUUAAAAGAUUUAGGCUGCUCUAUUCUCGGAAGCUGUGUCUCUUCCUUAUAAUAGCUUAAAUUCCUAACACUUGAUAUGUCAUAUAAUUUGAUUUCAGAAGAAGGAAUAAAUAAUUUUAGCAAGUAGAUUAGCUUGUUAACGAACUUAGAAAGUUUAACCUUUUACAUAUAUAAAAAUAAAAUCGGUCCUAAAGGGUCUCAAAAUAUUGGAAAUUUAUUUCUAACCUUGAAAAAGCUAAGCUUUCUUUAUUUAGAUAUCGGAUGGAAUAAACUAGGAGAUGAUGGUGGAUAUAAAGUGUUAUAACACCUAUAUGGUAUAAAUAAUUUAUCUAAUUUAUCUUUAUAUCUUAGUAGUAAUUCAAUUACUUAAGAAGGCAUUUCAAAAAUUGGAGAAAAACUUUUUAAAUGCUAAAAUUUAACAAAUUUAUAUUUUAACUUAGAAAUGAAUUAAAUUUCUGAUUCUGGAUUAUUACAAAUAACAUCUUCCAUAAUAAAAAUGAACUCUUUAAUGCACCUUAAUUUAAAUUUUAGAGAUUGUGGCAUAAAAGACUAAGGUUUAGGGCAGUUUGGAGUUGAUAUUUCAAAAAUUUAGAGCUUGGUUAGCCUAAAAUUAUAAUUUUCAUCAAAUUAAAUUAGUUUAAAUGGAGCUGUUUUACUUAGCAAAUAUAUUUCAAAAAUAAAAAGACUUUUAAAUUUGAAACUAAAAAUGAAGUAAUUUACUUUUCAUAAAAUUCUAUUCUUAAUUUUUUAAUAUUUAGUGCCUGCUAGUUAAACUAAGAUUACUCAAAAAUAGCAUAAAGAAUUUACAAAGGAAAAUAUUUAAUUAAUUUUAAGUUAAAAUUGUGAAAAAAAAACUCAUAAAAUAAUUAAUUCUGUAUGUGAGUAAAUAAAAGUUUAUUAAAUUAUUAGCAAAUUUAUAAGCUCAUACUUUUAAAUAAUAAUAAAUUAUAAACAAAUAAAUGAAUAAAAGAAUAAAUUAAGAAAUUUCUUCUAAAUUUAUUUUUUUUAUAAAUAAAAUUUUAUUUAAGAAUAGUUUAUCACAAUUUAAUUUUAAUUAUUUAAACUUAAAUUAAAUUAAAUAUAUAUUAUCAAAUUUAGUUUAAACUUUUUGUUUUAAAUUAUAUUUCUCAAAUUUUAUAAACAUUUAUCAUUUAAUUAUUAUCUUUAUUAAAAUAAAUAAUUCUAAUGCUAACAAUUAAAUAUUAUUUUUAAAAAAACCUCCUUCAAAUUAAUUUUAUAUCAAGUGUGCUCAUUUGGUUUGACAAAAAUUAAAAUGUAUUUAGAAAUAUUUAUUUUAAAAAUGUUGUCAAGUAGAAUUUAUUUAUCUUUAAAAAUUAGUUAGGCUUAAAAAUGA